CCUCACUAACUGGUUCUAGCCUAAACUUGCACAUCAGAUCGACCGAGGGUCGGCAUGAUGACGGGAUUUCAGGAAGAGUAAACUAGGUUUGACAUGACAUGACAUAAGCUCGGCAUAAUCUAGGUUCGGCGUGUCCUAGGUUUGAACCGGACCUGCGCACUCGGCCUGCGCCGCAUACAUGUCCCAAUCGGCGCUGAACCUCGUUCCUCCUCUCUCUGUCAAAUCGCCUCUUUUCUCCGUCAAUUCAUCUCUUUUCGCCGUCAAUUCUUCACCACAUCCAGCCAAGCCAAGUAACGCCUCAGUGCUGCAUCCACACUUCACGGAAUCCCCCCGUCAUCGUCAGAAUCGAAUCAAGCUCAAGAGGUCCGAAUCCGACCGCGAGGCCACACGCUGCGCGCCGAGCGUCGAGGUCCUUCCUGCUCGCUGUUUUCGGGUGCAUUGCCAUGCAACCCCACGGAAAAGCGGCCAUCGGAGAAAGAGCCAGAGCGAGCGAGCUAGUUCGCUCGUCUCCACUCCAACUGAUAAGCCUAAGGGUUUCGGCGGAGCUAGCAUUCGACGUUCAGACAAGCUUGAUUCCGUAGCGAACGAGUCGGCCUCGGAUGCACGAGACCCGGGUUCGAAUCCUGCUGUACUACCGUCACAGAACUCGUCCGAACAGGCCAGCAGAUUAGAACCAGCAACCUCGCAGCGAAUCUCAAGCUUAGAUCCGGUAUCCCCGCAGCCGUUUCCAAACUUAAGGCCAGCAAUUGCGCCUGAACCGCAGGCAGGGAAGGCUUCAGCAGUUACCGCCGGCAGCAGCAAUGGCGCUGUUCGUAGCAGUCGCGAGAGGCGCAAGAAGUGCGGGGGACUCAGUAGUGGCCACGGAAGGCGCGGCAACCUCGAGUCAGGCGCGGGAACGACCAGGCCUCGGAAUCUGGAAUCACUCGCAAGUAAGGGACAAGGGUUGAGCGCAGAUUCCAUCACUCCCGCUGCAACUUCCGCCACCCCCGCGCCUGGCGAUAUUGGCUUCCGCCCCUUGCGGACUGGACUGGGCAGCCGCAAGCGCAUGUCGCGGACUGUGACCAAUCGGGUGGCGAGGGCCGUCCACGCGCUGGUAUUGGCUGCUCGAACUGACAGUCAAUCCCCGCUGCUACUGGCUGUGAAGGCCAAUACCAGCGCGUCCAGGGCUCCAGAACUGACCCUCAUCUGUGACAGCCAAUCGGAGUCCAGGAUGGGGAAAGAGAGUCUGCGUGAGCUGCGGAGACUCAAGAAGCUUCCCGCCGCUUUCCUGCGAUCUGUUGCUGAAGAGCUGUGGCUUGUGCGGGAAUUCGAGCUGGCAGCAGAUGUUCUUGACUUGAUUCCACCUGCUACCUCCCUUGGCGCCGGAAAAUCAGGCGAUUCGGUUUCUUCUGCUCAUGACAGCAGCAAAAAACAGGCGGUCUCAAAACCCGUCCCUUCUGCUCACGACAAUGCCACUGAGCAGCAGAGGGCAGGUGGGCACCACAUGACAGGUGGCGCUCUGCGAUUGCACGCCCGAGUGGCUGCGGGCCUGGUGGCAGCGAAUCAUGUUGAGAGGGGGGUGCAGCUGAUUGGCCGGAUGCCUCGGGAGGAUCCUCCUGCAGGCAUGGCGGCUGACAGCGACGAAGCAGGCGCCGGGAGAACCCUCCAGAGGCCUCGGGAGGGUCCUCCCGCAGUCAUGGCAGGCGUAUCUACUUCCCUCAUAAGCCGAUCCAUAGGCAUGGAGGCUGCACCUGCUUUCCCCAGUGCGCCACCAGAGGAUUUUUCCAUUUCCCCUUUCCAAUCUGCCGAAGCAGCAAACGACUGUGCUUCAAUGGAGGGCAGCAGGGGCACAAGGCAGCCAGGGCCAUCUCUCACUCUUCCCACUCUGGGCCGGCUUCCCUUGGCGUUAUCCCCCACUGCAGAUCUGCUAGCCUCUCAGAUAUCAUGGCAGCUCAUGGUGCCAGCGCAGCCGGCAGAAAGACAGCAGCCUCUAGUUGGUCGCGCUUCUUCCUCCACUCCUUCCCACCCUUUCUCCACACCGUCUCCCGCUCUCUCCUACGCCCCGGGCUGUGCUCUGAUAGAGGCGUUCGGGGAGGUGGGUGUGGUGGAUGGGUCAGUUGCGGUGCUGCUGUGCAUGGGAUGGGGUUGGGAAGAAUCUCAACCCAACCGCAGCAGCAUCAUGGGAGGCGACCUGUCCCGCCACACUAGGUUGACUUGUGGGUCGAUUCAAAAGACAGCCACCUUGGGAAGCAGCUCGAGUGGUCCGGAAUCAGGUGAAGCGCGAGCAGCAGGAGAUAUCGAGGGACAGGACAGCAGACAGAGGGACGAGAACUCGCAACGAUCAAGCGGCAGAGAGCUGAGGAGUUCUGCUCUUGAGAACGGGAUUUCGCCUCAUUUUUCUUCUCCUCAGCCGUGUUCUCGGUCUCUAAAGAGGGAGGUGCAUGCAGUGCUGAUGCUCGCGGCCGCCCUUGCCCGCUGCAAUCGCCCGGACGAUGCCCUUGCACUGCUGCGCUUCGUGCUCCAAUCGGGAUCUGCCACGUGGCAGGCUGUGAGGGGGCAGGUGGCGGUGGUGGCGAGAGAGGCGGAGGAAGCGGUGUUGCGGGCGCUGGCGAGGGCGAAGCGGUGGGGGGAGAUAGAAGAAGUGGUCGGGGAGAUGAGCUGCUUGAAACAACAAGCAGCAGGAGGAGCAGAGGGAGCAGAAGCAGUGGCGACAAGGGAGGCGGAGGAGGCAGUGGCGCGGGUGCUGGCGAGGGAAAGGAGGUGGGGGGAGAUGGAAGAAGUGGUGGGGGAGAUGAGCUGCUUUAAAGCACAACAGCCUGUGGCAGAAGCAGCAGCAGAAGCAGCACCAGAAGCAACAGCAGAAGCAGCAGCAGCAGCAGAAGCGGAAUCAGAAGCAGCAUCAACACCACCACAAGCAGCAGCAGCAGCAGCAGCAGGAGGAGGAGGAGGAGGCGGAGCCGGAGGUGUAAACGAGUGGAGGAGAAGGGAGCUGCUUCUGAGAUCUGCCUGGGAGAGAGGCCAGUGUCAGCAGGUCGCAUCCAUGCUCCACAACAUGACUGAUGACGUGGCAGUUACUGCUGACGUGGCAUGCAGCAACAGCUCUAAGGUACUGCCAGCGCUUCCAUCCCCGCCAGCAACCACCAUGAACCUUGCAGUGCGCCUCUUGGGUGCUUCUGUCGUUCCGCAGCUAUUGCCGCCUUUGGUCCCACAGCUGCUGCCGGCAGCAAAUGCAAGUGCGGAGUCAGUAGUAGGCCAUGUCGCAGGAUUCAAAAUCUCCCUCAGCCUUGUCCACCAUCACCAGCACGCCCCAUCAGCAUCUGAUGGAGAGAGUCAAGUGCUGGCCCGUGCUUUUGCGGCUCUGCUCCGCCGCUAUGUCGCCGCGGUUAGCAGAGGCAACAGUGCUCGUGCUAGCAGCAGCAGCAGCGGGUUGCAGGUUGAUCUGCAUGGAUUGCACUCUGAAGCCGCUGCGGUGGUGCUGCUUGCCUGGCUUGGCGUCACGGCGAAAGGGAUAGCAGAAGGAGAGAACAACCAAGGUUCAAAGCAAGCAAGGCAUAGCAUCCAGUUAACUGAUAGAUAUUGGGGCUAUGCCAGUGUAAUAAGAGAGGCAGGGUCAUCUUCGUCAUUGGAACGGAAGCAUAGAGAAGGGGAGGGUACCGAAGAGCUCCCUGGUAGAGUUGCCAUUGUGACAGGAUGGGGGAAGCACAGUCGGAAGCAAGGAGCUUCUGCUGUAAGGAGUCGCGUGGAGAAGUUGUUGAUCGGCAUGAACUCCCCAUUUAGGUUCGAGAAAGGCAAUAAAGGGUUGCUGGUUGCGAGAUACUCUUCAUUGGUGAAGUGGAUGGAUGAAUGGUUUUCCUCGUUGGGAUGUAAUGUAAUGUAAUGGAGAAAGCAAUGAAAGAUGCAGGCUUUA
Messenger RNA from Closterium sp. NIES-67, 3886 nucleotides. Lineage: Eukaryota; Viridiplantae; Streptophyta; Zygnematophyceae; Desmidiales; Closteriaceae. The record is from the annotation of a GenBank genome assembly.